Musa acuminata subsp. malaccensis (wild Malaysian banana) is the source of this 1251-nucleotide messenger RNA. RefSeq names its product autophagy-related protein 101. Gene Ontology annotation, biological process: autophagosome assembly; autophagy. Gene Ontology annotation, cellular component: phagophore assembly site. NCBI's taxonomy places the organism in Eukaryota, Viridiplantae, Streptophyta, Magnoliopsida, Zingiberales, Musaceae. The record is from RefSeq and is a predicted model, not a curated record.
CUCUCUCUCUCUCUCCAUCGCAUCGUCCUCGCCUUCGCUUUACCCCUUUCGUUCGCCUAUUCUGAAACCCUAGAAUUGCCAGGUGGGCGAGCACCGAAAUCCCAUAUUCGUGAUCCUUUUCCCGUUCUUUGAUCACGAUCUCGAUCCUUUUGUGUCCGGUGCGAAGCGAAGAAGCGGCCCCCAUGAACUGCGAAACUUGCCAACUCAAAGAACUGGUGGUGGAGCCGCCAGAGAUUAGAGAGGUGCUGCGCUGCAUAUUGCACACCAUUCUCUUCCAUAGAGCAUUAGGACUUGUUCGGCCCAAGGAUGUUGAAUGUGAACUGUUCGAUAUCACCUAUGUUCAGUGUGAAGAUCAUGAACUAGAAAAGAAAAUUGAUGAAAAGAUCAACCAGUUCAUUGGUUGGGUAGAGAAACACCCAAACAGGAAAAGCCAGGUAUGCAUAUCUUUCUACGAGGUCAAAAACAAGCAUGCAACAUGGUUUGGAAACAAAAUUGAGCGCUUUUAUUGGGAGCAGUGGUAUAUUAAUUUGCAUAUCAUAAGCCCUAAACCUCAUGGUAAAUCUCAUAAUACCAAAGCACAUGUGGUUACUGGAGAAAAUGCAUUUGAAGAAAGCAAUUCGAGAUGUGCUGCCUUGGAGUCAUCAUUACGUGAAGUCUUGUUUCAAAUUAUAAAAUUUGUUAACGAGAAGAAAGACCACAUUCCUCCUCUGCAGAAUUCUGAGAUCGUAUCAUAUCCAUAUGAGAUCUCAACCCCAAGUUCAUCAGACUCUUCCUUUGGUUGGCAUGCCGAUGUGCUUAAGAGGAUGCUGCAGACUGGACAUCCUUCCAUGCUUAGCUGACUAUAAAGCCGUGCUGAUUCAAGUUUCGUUCCUCAUUUCUGUUUAUACUAAGUGAUGCUGAAGCUGGAAGGAAAAGGCCUUAUCUUUUUUUUUUUCCUGUCAGUUAUCCAUGUACAUAACCCUUGGUCACCACUUUGAAAUGGUUGUCAUUUUGUACAGUUUCCUAAACUACAUUAAGGUAGUAAUGCACUGCAUCCAACUGCAAGUGCCUCUGCACCUUGGUGCCGAUCUCGUUGGCAACUUAUGAUGUGACUACUAUUUGUGACAAGUAACUCUUGGAUUUGUUCUGCUUGUUUCUGCUUGAUGUUCAUCAUUCUGCCCAAGUUGCUUGCCGAGUUUCAUAGGAUUAAUGGUUCUUAAACUUGAUUGUGUGUAAUAAUUGUAAGAGUAUUUGAGUAUGUUUUGGAACACA